GCAGCACCAGCAACCCGCCGCGCCAGCCUCGCCUAGGCUCUCCCGGUUCGCUCACAGGCCGCCUGGCGCUUGGCGAGCGCGCCUCCAGCCCCCGCGCCCGUGACCUCAGCCCGAGCCGAGCAGCCACAAAAAGCCCCGAGAGGGAGAGGCCGCCAAGAGAGAGAGAAAAAGAGAGAGCGGCGCAGGCAGCUCCCCUUGCAGGAGAAGCAGGAACAAGCAGCAAGAAGCGCUCGACGCCGGAGCCCAGGGCGCAGGCAACGCGCGGAGAGAGGCAGGAGCCGGGUCGUGCGCUCUUGCCGCCGAGCCACCACCAGGAGCCGCCGGAACCGAGCAGCAGCAACAGGAGGAGGAGCAGCGGCAGCGGCUGGCCGGGCCACUAACUCUGCCUGCUCGCUCUUGCUGCUGCUUUUCUUUUGCAGCCAGGAACGAAAGCGCACGACCCAGAGGAGUGGGGGGAAAGUGGCCCGUUUGGAGAGAUCGGAGGCGGAAUCCAACGCUUCACGGCUGCUGAUGCCAAGGGCAUUUUCUUAAGGAGAAGGGAGCUGCUUUCUAUUGACAUCCGAGCAGGAGCGCCGAGGGGGCGCGCAUUGCCGGCUCUCGGCCCGGGAAAGGGACGUUUCUUCGCCCCCGACCCUCCGCGGCUCCUUUCCCCGGCAGUUUCGGAUCCUGAGCAUGUUUCCCCGGCGGGCCGGGCCCUGGAGAAGGACGCCGGCGGUGCGUGCUCUUCCCCCGAGCUUGGCUCUGGGGCAGCGCCCUUGCAGCCGGGAGUGAUGCGGCGCCCGGGAGAGGCCAGCGGGCCAGAGAGCAGCAGCUGCAAAUCCGCGACCGCCGCGUCUACGUCGUCGUCUUCUUCUUCGUCUUCCUCCUCGCUUCGUCCAGGUUAGACCAGGAGCGAGACCAUGCCCGGGAGGUUUCUUCCUCUGCGCCGAGAAGCGAGCUCGGGCUGCAGCGCUGGAGAGGAGCUCGACUAGAGAGCGAGGCUUCGGAGGCGCUUGGAACGUUUGCUUCCCCUUUUGCCUCGGCUGCGCUCGCCGCAAACUUCCCAGGGAGGGAGGGAAAUUGAGCACAGCUCCUCGCCGCUCGUGGACAGCUCUCCUCCCCGAUCCCGGAGUAAGGAGGUGGGGGUUGGAAAGACCACCACCACCACCCAAAAAAAGAAAAAGAAAGAACGGAUCGCACAUCCCCCCCGCUUGAUCGGCUACGCUACUUCCAUGUGGAGGUUGGCUCCAUGGACGUCCCCGAGUGUGCUGCUGCUGCUUCUUAGGCGAUCGGCGGGAUCCUAAAAGGUAGCAGGAGGCAGGGGGCGCUGGGGAAGGAGGGCGCGCGCGGUUUCGAACUCGGCACAUGGCCACACCUGCCGGGAAACUUCCCGCGGGGACUCCCUACAGAUUCUUUCCUCCGCGUUCCCCAGACUGUUGAUCAUACCUCCUUCUCCACAACAAAAACAGUCGUGAGUCUUCCUAGGAAGUAUGAAUUAAAGCUAAUGGUAAACGAGACAUUUCUGGUGGCAGAUCUCCCUCUUGGCAUGUACCUUGCUCACUUGUUGAGAGAAUGCGGGAGGUGUGUAUCCCUUUUGCUUCCCCCCUUCUCUUUCUCCCCCGUGACAAGACCCCCGCCCAGCUGCCCUCUUCCCCAGAACACUUUGCUGCGCAAGUUAACUGCUUGCAGCGCCCAUCCUAAGCGCCUUGCAGUAUCCCGGGCCACAGGUGGCGGGCGGGGAGAGUACUGGGCAGGUUAUUACGCGGCAGCAUCCCUCUGCUUUAUAUUGCAAGAAGUCCUGGCUGGGAAACACUUCUAGCAGGCCUCCGGAGUUGCUGCCGGUGUUGCUCUGCUGGCCCGGUCACUUGCUGAAAUUGCUUUUUUCGGGGUGUAUCGCUUCGCUCUGCAAACUGCCGGAUCCCCACCCACCGCUGUUUCGGGAGCUUCUGAAACAUGAGUCCCUUUCUAGCCCAUUAUUGUAACGCGCCCCCCGCGCACCUCCAUUCGCAAAUCUCAUUGAUUUCGGUAGAAACAUCUCCGCGCAUUAACCGUGGGUGGGGAACUGGUUCCAGAUGUUGAUGAACUACAGCUCCCAUCAUGCCUGACCAUCACCCGUGCUGGCUGGGGUUGAUGGGAGGUGGAGUCCAACGAAGUCUGCAGGGCCACAAGUUCAUCACGGCUGGCCUCUUAACAGUUAGAGAGGAUCGUUUACCGUAGCCGAAUGAAUCCGAGGCACGGGAAAGGGGUGCUGGAGAGUGGAGUUUUAGCUCGGUUUUACUGUAGCAGGCUUUUGAAAGGAAGAAAUUCCAACAAACUUAAAUGCACGUCCAAGCACUUUACUAGAGGAGCGCACGCGCCCCUGAACUAAAGCAGCAGAAAGGCGCUCUCUCCAUGUAAACGAGAUCCUUGAAUGAAACGGCUCACAUGGAUAAAGUUCUAGCUAGCAGCCUUUGCAACCUUUUGCUUGUGGCUGCCGAUGCCCCGCUCAUUAUGCUGGAUCCCCAAACUAUUAAAAUGCGGAGCGAAGGGGGCGGGGAAGAGAUGAAAUAAGGUUUCCAUUAGCUAUGUGUAGGUUACAGGAUGUAAAGGAAGGGAGUGAGGGGGAGAAAGCGGGGAGUCAGGCAGUUUCAGGUCACAAUCCAGCACACUGUCAGGUGCACUUGGUUUUGAAUGCCUCAUUCUGUGCUGACUUGUUGCCUUGGUGCAUCCUCUAAUUGUUUCCAGUGGUUUUGUCCAGCCCUUGGGGAAUCGAUGGGCUAUAAAACUUAAAGCCCACUCUCCUUGCAGACCUAGGAGGCUGGAAGCUCCUCUUGAUAAAUGUUUCACUGCAGUCAAAAAGGCUCGUGUCCUUCCCCUUCCCCAUGUAAUUCUCCUUUCUAAAAAGCCACUCCGCGAUUACUUGUUCUUUCUUUACCAUAUUCACCUCCUGUCUCUCAUUCCACACCUUCUACUACAUGCAUGCCCGGGUUUUGUCCUCCCACCAGUGCAGCGGAGCCACCUUACAGCAGGCUAGGAAUCAGCUCAGAGAUCACAGUCCCAUAAUGCUGGCUCUCCAGCCUCCCCUCAAACCCCACCACGCCACACCCUGCAAUACUUCCUUCCUUCAGCUACGUCCCAGCAUGCAGCUAUGCUUGGGGGCUCUUCACACAAUACUAAUUAUAACAGUUCUGUCUCUAUUUAUUCUCUGGAGUGAACAGUUGCACUCAAAUAGCCCAGGAGCCACGGUGUGGGCUUGUGAAUAUAAUUAUGAAAAUUCAUAUGAUUGUGGAGGUAUCCUCCACACCAUAUCAUGGACAAAUGUGUCAAUAUCUUGCUGCAGGGUUUUAUCCCACCCUUCCUUCAAGGGGUCGUGGGUGGCGUUUUUAAGUGAGCCACCCAAAACCGCAGGGUCUUUCAUGUGCUUGCUUCCUUCUGAAAUUUCCAUUUCACACAGUCCUUUCUUUUGCCAGCAAUCGCAAAGUUGUCCACGGUGGGGAGCAGGUUGUGUGUUACCAAUAUUGUUUUGUGUGACUUCCCUCUAUGGGUUGUAUUCAACUAAUGUUUACUCUGUUGAAAUUAAUGAACCCAGGUUACUUAUGGCCAUCGAUUUCAGUGGGUCUACUCUGAGUAUAACCUGUUUUUUCCUGGAUUAAGAGGAUCCAUUUGUGGGCUUUGCUUGGGCCUUUCAGCCGCAGGAUUGUGAAUUGCCUUCGCUUUCAGCUACUUAUUCCCCAUUGCCCAUAAUACCAGUUCCUACCAAUCUUGGUCCAUGUGGGCAGCUUCCAUAAUGUGCUGGCAGAUUGCUACCCACCCCAGCAACUGUGGACAUAUGAGAGAGAGAGGAAAAACAAUAUCCUGCCACAGUUCAUGUCAGUACCAAAGUUCCCACUGGGGUCAGGACUGUCUGUCAUAAACUUCACUUUCAGGGAGAUGGAGAAGGUCCUACCUACAAGGACCAUGGGAGCUGGGAAGGGUUAUUUAUAGAUCAAUGAUAAAACUACGGUUUUGCAUUCAGAAAGACCCUAGUUGGAUCCCUGGCAUUUCCAGGCUGGUCUGGGCAUAUCGCGUCUGAAAUUAUACAAAACUACUGGCAGAUAAAGGGACGCGGGUGGUGCUGUGGGUUAAACCACAGAGCCUAGGACUUGCCGAUCAGAAGGUCGGCGGUUUGAAUCCCCACAACGGGGUGAGCUCCCGUUGCUCGGUCCCUGCUCCUGCCAACCUAGCAGUUGGAAAGCACGUCAAAGUGCAAGUAGAUAAAUAGGUACCGCUCCGGCGGGAACGUAAAUGGUGUUUCCGUGCGCUGCUCUGGUUUGCCAGAAGCGGCUUAGUCAUGCUGGCCACAUGACCCGGAAGCUGUACGCUGCUCCCUCGGCCAGUAAAGCAAGAUGAGCGCCGCAACCCCAGAAUCGGCCACAACUGGACCUAAUGGUCAGGGGUCCCAUUACCUUUACUGGUAGAUAAGACUGAGCUAGAUGGCACCAAUGGAAUGGCUUUGUAGAAGGUGGUUUCCUAUGUUUCAUGGAGUGAAAGCAGCCGUGAAGCUUAGAAGGACCUUACACUUUGCUCAUGCUGGUUUUGCCCUACAGCGCUUCCUCGCCUGCCAACUCAACCUCUUCCAUUCUCCCCAGGUUGAUGACCAUGGUUGCCAGGACCUGCUCUCUACUAGCACUGCUGCUUUAUCACAUACUGCUGGGUGGUUCGGCCAGCCUCAUCCCGGAGGUGGCCGACAGGAGAAGGUUCAGCGGAGACUUGGGCCGUGUCACUCCCCUGCAACUCUCUGAAGGGAUCCUGCGCGAAUUUGAACUGCGCCUGCUCAAUAUGUUUGGACUCACGCGGCGGCCCACCCCAAGCAAGGACAUCAUCAUCCCUCCCUAUAUGUUGGAGCUCUACCAUCUGCACACCAGCCAGAAGCCAACAACUAUGGACUAUAACCUGGAGAGAGCUGCCAGCAGAGCCAAUACUGUCAGGAGCUUUCACCAUGAAGGUAAGGAGGGAUGCUCUUAGCUCCUGCUUCCACUGCCCAAGGCCUAACAAAAAUAGGCCUUGGAGAUUCCAUCCCCCCUGUCCCCUGCCCCCUGCAAAUUGGAAUGCUGCAAUUGCCAAGACGUUUGGUGGUUGGAUAUUUGGGAAGGCCCACAUAGCUCAGUAGGGGAGCACCUGUUCCCAUCAUCUCCAGGUAGGAUGCAGACAGACCCCUGCUUGAAAUCUGUUCAGUGCCAAAUGCAGCAAUGGCCUUGAUUUCUUGUGCUCCUUACACUUCACCCAUUAGAUAUAUGCGAUGUAUCUCUUGCUAUUAAAGCAGUUGCGAAUUCUUCAUUAUGCAAUUUGAAUCUCUGCCUGGUUUGGUUGGUGCUACACUGGUAUGUUCUAACGAGACAAAGCGUAUCGCUCAAAUUUGGUUAGCUGAAAAGUGCAGUUUAAAUGUACGGUUUUUCCUUCAGAGCAUCUAUGCUAGGAAGGAAGAGAUUACCGCACUGUGUGAAUACAGCUGAAGUGUGAGUCUCUCCUUGUGGUGUUUCUGCUCUAACUCCUCUUGGCUUUCUCUUAGUUCAGCGCAGCCCUGUCUCAACCAUUUAAAAAUGAAUCAGGGUUCUGAAACUAAUCUUGCCCAUGUUGACUUGGAAAUAGGUAGCCUUCUUUCACAGUCAAAGUUCACACCUGGAAACACCAGGAGGAAUUCAACAUCUCACUCCUCUGAUCAGGGCAAGCAUUUUGCAACAAUCUCCCUCUUUCUCCUUCUGUGUGCUGUGUGACCGGACUCAUUCUGGCCACUGUUUUGAAUGAUUGUGGUGGGUGGGAAGCUUUCAAAACAUGAAACCAUGUUUGCAGUAACGUAGAUGUGUAUGUGAAGACAGUACCGUGCCCCUUUCAGUACAUGCACAUUAGUUUUUGGAUCCCAAAAUGAACAGAAAUGGUUAUCUCUGCAUGGCUGCCAAGCCUCCUGGGCUGGAUCCAAGCGCAAGCCAUUGUUAGAGCAGACCCGCUGGAAUCGGUGAGACUUCACUUAGUCAUCCCAUUGACUUCCAUGGGUCAUCUCCGGAAUUACAACCAACCCAAAGAUUGCAGUUUCAGCCUGUGAUUUCUAAAAAAAAGAAAGCUAUUUGAAGAACACUGACACGUUGCGUAUCCCCUCCCCUGCAUGAUGAUGAACAUCACAGAAACACAUGGCCUUGCAUUUUGAGACAUUUUUAAACGCACAGUCCAUAGUUCUAAGACAGGGGUCAGCAAACUUUUUCAGUCCGUUGUCCCUCAGACCUUGUGGGGGGCCGUAUAUUUUUUUGGGGGAAAUGAACGAAUUCCUAUGCCCCACAAAUAACCCAGAGAUGCAUUUUAAAUAAAAGGACACAUUCUACUCAUGUAAAAACAUGCUGAUUCCGUGGGCUGGAUUUAGAAGGCGAUUGGGCCGGAUCCGGCCCCCAGGCCUUAGUUUGCCUACCCAUGUUCUAAGAUGAAUAAAAGUUUUUGAUUUUUUUUAAAGAUUAUUUAAUUUUUCUAAAUAUAUUUCUGAAGAUUGAGCCUGUCACUGCCAUUGUGUUGGCGGCAGAAACUCCCUUCCCUCCCUCCUAAAGAACCAGUAUCCCGCUUAUGCUAAUAAUGUGGGUGGCCAAUUUGCCCAGAGGAGUGUAGAGACCAGUUUUUCCUCGAGGUGAUGAACGUACAGAUGGUAGGAAACAACCUGGAGCAAAAAUGAGGAGGAGUACAAGGAAUGUCGCAUUUCCCCCUUUAAAUAGCUAGCAAUUUUAGUUGCUGGCUAUGUUUGUUUCAUUAAACCUUAAGAAUGGCAAACUACAUUUCUAACUCUGCUGAACUCUUCGUUCUGUGCCUUAUAUUCAUUUAUCAAUUUUUAAAAAUUGACUUACAUUGAUCCAGAGCAAGAGAAGUGGGUGGUUUUUUUUUUAAUUCUACAGAUUCUGUCCAGAUUAUGAGUUCCUACCAAUAAAUUUAAAUGUUGCAGGCUAAAUAGGAAAAAAAAAAGUCUGUCUAAUUUACAGUUGGCAAUCAGGGUAACUUGGAAGGAUUUCUAAUCCCCAUCUAAUCCCCGUGAGAGAUCAAUUUAACAAUCAAUUGUAUUGUCUCCACCAUGACUUUGUCUUCUGUUUAAAUCUAGAUUUAGUGGAGACCCAAGGUAAGCCCUUCAGAAAGCAAGGCUGAUAAGUUUUGGAGCAGCUGCCCACUGGAUUUCAUGGGCACCUGGGGCUUUAGGUCACUCAGAUUAAAAACCACAAGCAAAUAUGUACUUAACCAGACAGAACAAUUGGGAGUAAAUGCAACACAAUCUUCAGAUGCUCUGUUGCCACUUAUUCUUGUAUUUUUGAACUAGGCCAGUUUGCUAAAUGAAAGGCAACUUGCUUGAACUUUUAUGCAAAGUGCUUAUAUCCGAGUUCCUUAAACUUGAAUGAACUUGUCCUCAGCACUACUGGGCAAAGCUUUACAUUGUAUUUGCAAAGGGUUUUUUUGUUUUGUUUUUGCUGCUGCUGCUGCUGCCAUCUCUGUUCAAUGCAAAUCCAAAAGUUUCGCCAUGAUUGCGGCAAUCUUCUUUCUUCUCCCCUCCAUUUAUGACUCUAAGCACAUUUUUUGUGUGUGUGAUUAGCAAAGUCACAUUGAAUUAGCUAGACUUACAGGUUCCUUUCUGUGUUUCUGCAUCCCAGCCACAGAUACUUUGAUGCAACACGUGUACAAAUAAUAAGCAUUCAGAGGAUGUGAAUCUAGUGUUUUCUGCAGAAAGGCUAUAAACUUGCAGUUGUCAACCUUUUCACGGGCGGCAUCGAUGGAUUGUAGAAUUGGGGGGAGAGAGACGGAAGCAACUGCUUAGGUUACACAUAAUAUAGAGCUGGGCUGGCAAGGAAAGAUAAAUAAAUAUGUAUUUUAAUUAAGUUUCUCCACAAGGGGUGUGGCCUGCGUAGUGAUUAUUCUAACUAAUAGCAAGUCUUAAUGAGGAAAGAGAUUAAUGGUGUAACUUAAACUUGCACUGUGGCUUAUGCUGCUUUGUGUGUGUGAAUAUAAAACUAAUGAAUGGGAGAACUUCCAGUAAACAUUUCAAUUGUGCCAAAAUGCAUCUUAACGUAGAACUACAUACAUAUAUGAGUGGGCAGAGGGAGGGAAGGCUAGCAAGUGUUUCAGUCAGCUUCCUUGCUGCAACUUGGCAACAAUCCUUAUUCCAACAAAAUAAACCCUUGGGCGAUAACCCUACACCCCUUUGCUUGGGAGUAAGUCCCACUGAAGCAGAGAAGCAAUGACUUGGCUAUUGCGGUCCAGUGAUCUAUAUAGCUCAAGAGAGAACUUAAACCCAGGUCUAAGUCUUUCCCUAAGUCUGUUCUUUAUUGUGGGAAGCCUGUUCUUUCAAGCCGAUUCAAAGGGCUGUUCUCUCCCCCCCCAAAAAAAAUACAAUAAAAGAAAACACCUAAAAGCAGCUUAUCUAGAGAGAGCCGCCUUAAAACAGCAGCAGAGAUAACAGGUUAGUUUUUAAAGGCCUUGGGAAAUAGAAAGGAUGUUAGGGAAUACAACCAUUAUGGUAGGUCUUUCGGGGGGGGGGUUAUAUUGUAAACCACCCAGUGAUCCUCUGAGGAAGGGCAGUAUAGAAAUUUAAUUAAUUAAUAAUAGUAAUAAUCAUCACCACCUUAUGCCCUGAGGCGUCUCCCUGGCAUGUCAGCUACUGAAAGGCCCUUUCACAGGUGCGCUUGAGAGGAAAGGGAGUGCCUAGACAAUAGUGGGGUUUAAAUACGAGAAAUAGUGUGGAGGAACUGGUUCAAUGCUAAUUUGCUGGCGGUUGAGGGCUGCAAGAUCUGGAGGGCUGCAGGUUCCACACCUCCUGUGACCAGGAUACAGAUGUGCUUACAGAGAACCCACAGGGAAACCUGUUUUUCCCUCUGACUGUUUUGCCGUAGCUUGCUACAGAAAAAACACACACACUUAACUUUACUCUGAAAGCUCUAAAAACCUGACGCGAUCAUUUACUUUUCCUCGCAGUUCCAAGUGCCACAAAUUAUUUGAGCAAAUCGUUAGAUUGUUUCUUUAUUUCCUUUAAUAAACCCACAGGCCCUUGUUGCAAGUGCACUGUUUGCAGUUUGCAAUAUCCUCCCCCCCCCUGCUCCCCGUCACAUCCAAUCUCAUAAACCAGCCCAGUUAAAAUAAGAGGCCUCUCCCUCCGUCAGUUGAGCAUGAGGGUCUUAAUCUCAGGGUUGUGGGUUCGAGCCCCGCUUUGGACAAAGUUUCCUGCACUGCAGGGGGUUGAACUAGAUGGCCUUCAUGGCCUCUUGCAACUCUACAAUUCUAAGAUUUUGCCUCUCUGGGUAGGGAAUUCCACAACCAUGGAGCCACUGUAUUGGUCCCUGUCAGCCUAACCUCUCUCCUCAGCAAGCACAUGUCUGCCACUGACCUUUAAUCUCUGGCUUAGCUCUCUGGGCAAUGGCAAAACCUCUGCCUUUGCACCUUUGUAACCAUGCAAAACAUGGGUUCGUUGGUGGUUUUGGGGGAUGGGGCGGGGGUUUGUUUAGCUCUGCCUUUGUUUUGCACAUGUCAGUUCAAAGCCACUUAAGAGAAGUGUCCAAUUAAAGCACCAAUGAUGUAGAUAGGGCAGGAAUUAAAAACAAAUCGAAUGUGAGGUAAACACAGCGUGGCUGUGGCUUGUUAUUCUCGUGAACCCUCCCUAGCCAUUGGGUGAGCAGCUGUUUUUUUUCCCUGUUGCAAAACUUGGCGGGGGCAGGGCGGGAAUGGGAAAGCAAGAGGCAAGGAGGGGUUUGGGUGGAAAGAGACGGAAAGAUGGCAGCCGGUUGCUGGCUCUGAAAGGUAGUGAGGAGUCGCCAGAUGCAGUAGGGUGAGGAUAGAAGAUGGCCCUGGGGUACAGGGCAGUGCAGGAUAAAACACUGCAGCAGUUUUUCCUCUGAGUAAAAGGAAGCAGGGGGACUCCCAUCAGGACAGGGCGAGGAAAAACAAGGGUGAAGUAGACACCAGGGGUUUGUGGUGGGUGGAAACCCCAGGAAAGAGUGUAGACUCAAAGGACUGGGAAAUGGCUUCCGUUUUCCUCAGAAGAUGUUCUUCUGGAGAGAUGGAGAAUUUGUGGUCCUUCUGAUGUUGCUGGGACUACAACUCCCAUCAGCCCUAAACACUGGAGCAUGCUGGCUGGGGUGGUUGGGAACAGGGGCCCACAGUUCCCCACAUCCCCUCAUCUUGUUGUUCUGGCACUUUUUAGAGAUGCUUACAGAGUUGUUGGGACGUGGGUGGCGCUGCGGGUUAAACCACAGAGCCUAGGACUUGCCAAUCAGAAGGUUUCCGGUUCGAAUUCCCGCGACGAGGUGAGCUCCCGUUGCUCAGUCCCUGCUCCUGCCAACCUAGCAGUUUGAAAGCACGUCAAAGUGCAAGUAGAUAAAUAGGUACUGCUCCGGCGGGAAAGUAAACGGCAUUUCCGUGCACUGCUCUGGUUCGCCAGAAGCGGCUUAGUCAUGCUGGCCACAUGACCUGGAAGCUGUACGCCAGCUCCCUCGGCCAAUAAAGCGAGAUGAGCGCCGCAACCUCAGAGUCAGCCACGACUGGACCUAACGGUCAGGGGUCCCUUUACCCUUUACAGAGUUGCUGAGAGAGGAGAACAGUCCGACCCUAAGACAUCUUGCUGUCAAAUGCUACACACUUCACUUACAGCCAGUGCUUUGAAAGGAGUCUUACAAUGCUGUUCACAAACCACUCCCUGCCAUUUUGUAGCCUGCACCUAUUUUGGUGCCACAUGACCAGGUGGCUUCACCCUAAAGCAUGUCAGGGCCACCCCUGCAAGAGACUCCAUGUGCUCAGGCAUACAUGUGGCCUCACUGCAGAUGGGUGUAGAGUGCUCAGGACAACCACAUUUAGAGGGAGCCAGUUAUAGUUAGCUUUCCUGCAAAUGCUUGGGAGAUACCCGUUGUCCACCAUAGACUUGUGUACUUUAAAUGCAAGCUCUUGUUUAGGUGACCAUAGAGGAAAGGGACUCUGAAGUCGGAUGUUGGGGAAUAAGGAGAUACCUUUGGAUUAUGGUUGUGUUUCCAAAGUUGCGCUGGGAACAGUUAGGCUGGAAUCCAAAACUUGUUCCUUUGGAAUUUAAUAUUGGUGACACUUCCAAGUAAAUGGAACACCAACGGAGCAAAGUUGCUGUUAAGAUAGUUUACAAUAUGCUUAGACUUAGCCACAGUUGUUGCAUUUAUGCCCCCACCGGUAAAAGUUGCAAUGUGUGGUGGUAUUAUCAUUGCAUAGUUCACCGAGUGGGCUGGACACAUUUCCUGUUCGUAACCCAAUUUAGAGGCUAUCUGAGAAUAUGGAUAUUGUAUCACAUACUGAGCCCUUGGAAUAAAACAGGAGUCAAAUCUUCCCAUUGCUUUCUCUUAGAUUUCUUUGACUUGCACAUGAAUUUAUUUCUGAACCCAAAGUGCAAAUGAAGAUUCACUCCAACUCCCAUAAGUCCCUAAACAGGGUCAGGGAUGGUGGAAAUUGUAGACCAGCAAUAUCAACCUUGGGAGCAGCAGAUUCCCUCACUCUUAGCCUUAAUGCUUUAGUUAAAUUUGGCAGCAAUAGUACAUCCUGUCAAUACUGUACAGUGUUAUUGGUCAUAAGUAAAUGUUAAAUCAUGGUACUACAUUUCCCCAAAAUUUUGUUUUCCAAAAAGCAGAACUCAUACCUUUAAACUGUCUGAGAGUGCUCCAAUCUUCCACAUGGGAUGCACAUAAUUCCCCCCGCCCAGUAUGUCUUCAUCCCCUCUCCUGAGCCUUCCCCCCCACCCCUCCUCACGCCAUCCAUAUUAAAAAGAACAAAAAGGAAAUGGUGUUUUGUGUCCCUGGCCACUUUAGACGAUGACCAAUAUACUGCCUGUCUCCUGUUCAAAUUUCAGCCACAAACUUAAGCAAACGUUCAUUCCUCUGCUCCCACCUGUAAUAACAAGUAUUAUGUAGGGGGUGAGCUUUCAGCAGUUAAAAUUAGUAGUAGAUUUUAUAGAAAAGAACAGGACAAGGCACAACUCACAAAGCGCCUUCAAGGUCGGCAGAGUCUGUAUGCCUGUUUGUCCCCUAUUUUGCAGUUAACUGUUUGUAAUAGCAGUGCAGUGGACAGGCAGUAUGGAUGAUGAAUUUGCCCAACAUGUGAUGCAGCUGUAGACUGUUGCAGUUCAAUAGAUCUGUGUGACUUAGUUGCCCACUCCUGCAAUGCUGCCCAUUGCAGGAACAAUGCAAACAACUAGUCCUACCUGGUGCCCUGCAGAUGUUUAAGACUACAGCUCCCAUCAGCCCCAACCAGCACGCCUGCGAGCUAUAGUCCCAAACAUCUGGAGGGCGCCCGAAUGGUUUAACUACUAAACCCAUCCAAGUUAUUUUCAUUUAGGGCCUCCUUGAGUAAAAUGACUGGGUGUGCUUUGUGGAAAGGUCUAUAAUUAGGAGACAGGGUUUUGGAUAGUAAGUUUUGUAAAUCAUGAAACUUGUGGCACAAUGCCUUUGGAAUGGCUUUUGAGAGACUGACAUGAAAACUGGAGGUAGGGGUUUGUUGUUGGCGUUGUGUUUUUUUUUAGGGAAAUCUUUAAGAAAUGCAAUCCCUUUCCUUGAUCCUCAGUCAGUUUUUAAUUACUCUCCCUGGGCCCCUGCUAACCACAGUGUUAAAAAAUGUUCUUUAAUACCCUUGAAUUCCAAAGCAAUGCCUCACAUUUCUUCCCCCUUAUUACGACCACCUGGAAUUCACAGCGCACUCCUAUGAGAUCUGAAAUGUGUGGCAGCAAAGGAAGCAUUUUAACAUCAUGUUUCGCGGGCUUGCCUAAACAAACAGAAAGACAAGAGCAACUGAAAAAAGGGAAAGGGGAAAAAGCCUUUUGAAUUUCUAACGUAACACACGUAUUGGCUUAUGCUAAUGUUAUGGGAAAUCUUCUAUAUCUGUUCUUGUGUUGUUUAGUCGUGUCCGACUCUUCGUGACCCCAUGGACCAGAGCACGCCAGGCCCUCCUGUCUUCCACUGCCUCCCGCAGUUUGGUCAAACUCAUGCUAGUAGCUUCGAGAACACUGUCCAAUCAUCUCGUCCUCUGUCGUUCCCUUCUCCUUGUGCCCUCCAUCUUUCCCAACAUCAGGGUCUUUUCCAGGGAGUCUUCUCUUCUCAUGAGGUGGCCAAAGUAUUGGAGCCUCAGCUUCAGGACCUGUCCUUCCAGUGAGCACUCAGGGCUGAUUUCCUUAAGAAUGGAUAGGUUGGAUCUUCUGGCAGUCCAUGGGACUCUCAAGAGUCUCCUCCAGCACCAUAGGGUACUUCAAAUAUUUCGUGGCAUUAUCUGAGUUACUGAUUGUGUUUUUCUUCUUCUUCUUCUCUCCCCCCCCCAAACCAGAAACACUAGAAGAACUUCCAGAAAGAAGUGGGAAAACAUCUCGGCGCUUCUUCUUCAACUUAACUUCCAUCCCUGAGGGGGAGUUCAUCACUUCAGCUGAGCUUCAGGUUUUUCGGGAGCGCAUUCAAGACGCUUUUGAGAGCAAUGGCAGCUCUUACCACCGUAUUAAUAUUUAUGAAAUCGUAAAGCCCGAGAGAGAGGCCUCCCAGGACCCCAUCACGAGACUUUUGGACACACGCUUGGUGCAUCAUAACGCCAGCAAGUGGGAAACGUUUGAUGUGACACCGGCUAUCAUGCGGUGGAUUGCACAUGGACAACCCAACCAUGGUUUUGUGGUAGAAGUGGCUCACUUGGACCCCAGGGAGAGCACUGCCUCCAAGAGGCACGUCCGGAUCAGCAGGUCUUUGCAUCAGGACGAUGCCAGCUGGUCUCGGAUCCGGCCGUUACUAGUGACCUUUGGGCACGACGGAAAGGGACACCCUCUCCACAAGAGAGAGAAGCGCCAGGCCAAGCGCAAGCACAACAAGCGCAAGUCCAAUUGCAAACGGCACGAUUUGUACGUGGACUUCAACGACGUGGGGUGGAAUGACUGGAUAGUGGCCCCGCCGGGCUAUAGUGCCUUCUACUGCCACGGAGACUGCCCCUUCCCCUUGGCAGACCACCUGAACUCCACCAACCAUGCCAUUGUUCAGACUCUUGUCAAUUCCGUCAACCCCAAAAUCCCCAAAGCUUGCUGCGUGCCGACAGAACUGAGUCCCAUCUCCAUGCUCUACCUGGAUGAGAACGAGAAGGUGGUACUAAAGAAUUAUCAAGACAUGGUUGUGGAGGGCUGUGGCUGCCGCUGACGUGGCGGCAGGACGGAAAAUGGACCAAUGCAACAAAACAAAACAAAACUUGACACUUUAAUAUUUCCCAAUGAAGACCUUAUUUAUGUUAUGAAAUGGAGAAUUAAACGCAUCUAUUUUGAAAAAAAAAAAUCUAUUUAUGUCUACAGAAAAAAGCGAGGAAAAAAUAUUUUAAUCAGAGAAUUAUUCCUUUUAAAGAUUUUUAAACGUAUUAGUUGUACAUUUUAUAUGGGUUUAAGUGCCCCCCCUUUCCCCCCUCAGCACAUGAAGUAUAAAGGUCAGAUUGUUAUUUUGUAUUUAUUUACUAUUAUAACCACUUUAGAAGAAUAGCUAAUUUGUAUUUAUAUGUAUAAUCAAAAAAAAGCAGAAGAAAAAAAAAUAUAGGGUUUGUACAUAAUUUAAAACAAAUGGUAGCUUUUUUUGUUUCUUUUCCUUUUCCAGUGUGUAUUUAAGUAAGUUGCGAUGUGUACAUGGAAGGGUUACUAUGGCAAAGGUGCGUAAUGCAUUUUGCUUUCUGCAGUUCUACUGUUAAGGUCACGAGUGCAAGCCCAAUGAAAAGUGGCUAAUCCGCCCUGCUGACUCAAGAUUAUAUUGUACAAUUCUCAGGAAUGCUGCAGGGUGGGCUGCCUAGUCCAUGAGAAACUGGCAUCCUCCCGGUGGGGAGCAUGUGGAUAAGAACCAGACGGUUGCCGAGCAAGUAGAAAUAGAACUGCCGUUCCUCAUGAAGGUGUGACACGACCACCAACCGGGCUUCUCUAGAAAACUCUCUUUCCCUACUUUAAUUUUCGUUUUUUGGUCCUUGCACCUACAGAAAAGCAAAAUGUUUAUGCUGUUCCUCCCCUUUUAAGUAGUUCACCCAUUGGAAUCCUUGUCCUGGCCAAAUAUUAAAUAAAAUACCAGAUUUCUUCAGUUUUUAAAAA
Messenger RNA from Podarcis lilfordi (Lilford's wall lizard), 15034 nucleotides. The record is from the annotation of a GenBank genome assembly. Lineage: Eukaryota; Metazoa; Chordata; Lepidosauria; Squamata; Lacertidae.